This is a messenger RNA of Entelurus aequoreus (snake pipefish), 5196 nucleotides long. RefSeq names its product RAB GTPase activating protein 1-like (gene rabgap1l). The record is from RefSeq and is a predicted model, not a curated record. The coding region runs from base 221 to 3325 and encodes 1034 amino acids. The transcript is spliced from 26 exons. Lineage: Eukaryota; Metazoa; Chordata; Actinopteri; Syngnathiformes; Syngnathidae.
GGACUACGCAUGCGUGUUCCACACCUAACCGGAAAAGGUGCACUUAAAGUGGAGAGUGAUGCCUCCCUCCUGUGAACAUAUACGAUCUUCGGCAACAUCUUGACAGCUAACAAGGAACUCCUCAUCGCUUCGAACAAGAUACAGAACUGGCUGACUUGGUGAGUAAGGGGGAGAGAGUCAACUCUGGUCUCCCCAGACCUUCCUGAGAGAAGAGUCAACCAUGGAUGACAGCCACUCUCUGAGCAAAGUCAGCAGUUCCACAGAAUCCGUGGCCACCGUCACCAGCGAGGAGUUUGUUCUGGUACAACCCACUGCUACAGGGUCACCACAAGGCUCUGAGGGCAAACCAAGGCUUAAGAUGUCUUGGAACGGUAGUGAGCAGCUGGAGAAAGCCAUGGAGGAGGUGUUGGAUGAUGAUGACGAUGAAGUCAAGGUGGAGAAGAGCAGCGUGGAAAAGAUGGAGAAACACAGCAACAUGGAAAUCCAAGACCUAGAGCACCAAACAACAGAGGAACCGCCAUCCUGUCCAGCACCAACAAGCCCCACAAACCAAGAGGAGGACAGCGUGCAGUUCAACAAGCUGUCCUACCUGGGCUGCACCUGGGUCAAAGCUCCUCGUAAUGAAGCCGAAGCACAGAAAGCAAUGGCCACUUUACUGGCUGAGAGUGCCAUACCGAUCCCCAUCACCCUCCACGUCCCCUGUGGACCAGAUGGCUCUGUGAGGGUUCUGGACCAGGCCUCGGGUACAGAGAUCGCCUCCUUCCCCAUUUACAAGGUCUUGUUUUGUGCUCGUGGACGCGAUGGUUCUUUGGAAAGUAACUGCUUCUGCUUCACUGAGAGUUACCGGAGCUCUGAAGACUUCCAAAUACAUGUCUUCUCCUGUCAAAUCAAAGAGGCGGUCAGUCGAAUCUUGUACAGUUUUUCUACAGCCUUUCGCCGAUCUUCACGGCCGGCCGACAUCCGAGACGCGCCGUUGUUGAGUCCACCUGACAGCGACCUCUUUAUAUUCACCGUCUCGCUGGAGAUUAAGGAGGAUGACGGCAAGGGCAACUUCAGUGCAGUCCCCAAGGACAGAGACAAAUUGUACUUCAAGCUCCGGCAGAGUGUUCAGAAGAAAGUUGUGAUUACAGUCCAGCAAAUUGGCAACAAAGAACUCGGCAUUGAGAGGUGUUUUGGAAUGCUCCUGAGUCCAGGACAGAAAGUCUGCAAUAGCGACAUGCAUUUGCUAGAUAUGGAAUCGAUGGGGAAGGGCCCGGAUGGAAAAGCCUAUGUGAUCACAGGAACAUGGGACCCCAACAUGGCAGUCUUCCAGCCCCUAAAUGAAGACACCCCGAAAGAUAGGCAAGUGUUCAUGACAGUGGCAGUGGACCUGGUUGUAACUGAGGUGGUGGAGCCUGUUCGCUUCCUGCUGGAAACUCUAGUCAGGGUUUAUCCAUCAAAUGAACGGUUCUGGUACUUCAGCCGCAAGACCUUCAGCGAGACCUUUUACCUCAAACUCAGACACCAUGCACCAGAGAGCGCAGGCCAGAGUGAUGCUGUGUAUGAGGUGGUGAGUCUUCAGAGGGAGGCAGAGAGAAACCAAGAAAGACAACUGGCCUCACCCACCGAAGAGGAGGAGGCGGAUGAUGAUAGUGACAGCGAAAUCUCCAGCGGGACGGGAGAUGUUUCCAAAGAUUGUCCUGAAAAAAUCCUUGAGUCGUGGGGAGGAAUCCUCACCAGAUGGCAUGGGAACCUGUCCAGUCGUCCAAAGGGUUUGCACCCAUUGGUCCGCAGCGGCAUUCCUGAGCCACUGAGGGCUGAAGUAUGGCAGCUGCUGGCCGGUUGCCAUGACAACCACGACCUGCUUGAGCACUAUCGCAUCCUCAUCACUAAGGAUUCAGCUCAGGAGGGAGUAAUCACCCGAGAUAUCCACCGAACUUUUCCUGCACAUGACUACUUCAAGGACUCAGAAGGAGAUGGUCAGGAUUCACUCUACAAGAUUUGCAAGGCCUAUUCUGUCUAUGACGAGGAAAUUGGUUAUUGCCAAGGUCAGUCAUUCCUUGCUGCGGUUCUGCUGCUGCAUAUGCCUGAAGAACAGGCCUUUUGCGUGUUGGUGAAAAUCAUGUUUCAGUAUGGCCUUAGAGCUCUGUACAAGAACAACUUUGAGGAUCUUCAUUGCAAGUUCUUUCAGCUUGAGAAGCUCAUGCAGGAACAGCUACCCGAUCUAUGGUCCCAUUUCCAGGACCUGAACCUGGAGGCACACAUGUAUGCCUCCCAGUGGUUCCUCACUCUCUUCACGGCCAAGUUCCCCCUGUGCAUGGUUUUUCACAUCACCGACUUGCUGCUCUCUGAGGGUUUGAACAUCAUCUUCAACGUAGCCCUGGCCCUACUCAAGACAUCCAAAGAGGAUCUCUUGCAAGCGGACUUUGAAGGGGCUCUCAAAUUCUUCAGAGUUCAGCUCCCCAAGCGCUACAGAGCUGCGGAGAACGCCCGAAGGCUGAUGGAACAGGCCUGCAACAUAAAGGUCCCAACCAAGAAGCUGAAGAAGUUUGAGAAGGAGUAUCAGACGCUGAGAGAGAGUCAGCUCCAGCAAGAAGACCCCAUUGACCGAUACCAGAGGGAGAACCGCCGUCUUCAAGAGGCCAGUAUGAGACUGGAGCAAGAGAAUGACGACUUGGCCCAUGAACUGGUCACCAGUAAGAUCGCUCUUCGGAAAGAUCUUGACCAGGCAGAAGACAAGUCUGACGUGCUGAACAAAGAGCUGCUCAGCACCAAGCAACGUCUGGUGGAGACGGAAGAGGAGAAGAGACGGCAGGAGGAGGAGACCGCUCAGCUGAAGGAAGUUUUCAGGAGGGAACUGGAAAAAGCCGAAUUGGAGAUCAAGAAAACCACAGCGAUCAUAUCCGAGUACAAACAGAUCUGUUCUCAGCUCAGCACCAGGCUGGAAAAGCAGCAGGCGGCAACAAAGGAGGAGCUGGACAUUGUCAAGAGUAAAGUAACAGGCUGCGAGCACUGCAGGGACCUGUUCAGCACAAUGGGGUCCCUCCAGGUGUCGUCGCCAGGCCAUGACAAAGCCUCCUCAGAGCCGCUGGACGAGGAGAAGGACGGACUGAAGGAGCAGCUCAGGCAGAUGGAAUUGGAGCUGGCACAGACCAAACUACAGCUGGUGGAGGCCAAGUGUCGCAUCCAGGAGCUGGAGCACCAACGAGGAGUCCUGAUGAACGAGAUCCAGGCAGCCAAGAACUCUUGGUUCAGCAAGACAUUGAGCUCUUUGAAGAGCUCCGCCUCCUCUUCGGCCAACGCUUCAUCGCAGAGCCCGUGCUCUCCAAAGGAGGGCCCUGCUUAGAACUCCUAACUUUGUUGAGGGAAACGAGUCAGAGGAACAAGCAGGUGGAGAAAUGCAGUGUUCCUUUUCUGGCUAUCUGGACUGCAUAUGGCUAGAAAAAAUGAAGGAUGAAACCCAUUCACAGGGGAUCAAAAACAUGAGCUGUAUUAGUGAGGCUUGAUAGGAAUCCUGUUUAGGUUCAGCGGUCUAAUGCGUUUGUUCCUUUGCGUCCCCCCAAACCUCACCAGAGCCCAUCUUGUGGCCAAAUAUUGCUACUGCAGGAUUAAAACCAUUUAAAUGUAAAAAAUGUAGGUAGCUCACGUUUUAUUCUCACGUUAUGAACACCGCAUAGCUACUCUGAAAAGGAAUACUGCAUUGAAUUGUAACCCAGAACAACACAACAUUUGUGUUUCUUUAUAGACAUAUAACUUAAUGUCCUAACAAAUGUUUAAAACUAAUUAUUGUUUUUUUAAUAAGCUUGUACAGUUCUUAAAGAGGUUAAAACAGGAAAAAAGAAAAAAAAAAGCUCUAGUUGAUAUUAGCACAGUGUGGAAUUAUUCUGGUUGAGUCUGAAUGCUGACGGGCCAGAACAACAUGCACAGCCCCUGCACUCUCCAUAUCAUACUACGUUUCUUUUGUUAGCCAUAUUUCCAGUUGAUGCCUGCAAGUAUUUCCUGAUUUUAAGGGAAGCAGAUCCCUUACAUUAUGAAGGCAUUUUUUUAGAACCAAGAGGUCGUGUUUUCCCCUUUUUAGUCCGUUUGUGGAAUCAGCAUAUCUCAGUGAUGCACAUUUUUGCUGAAUUUGCUACAUAUUCAUCUUAAUUGCAGCAGUUUAUUUAGGAAUGUUAUAGUCUCAUCCAUUAAUAUGCCAUCUUCAUUGCCAAAAUUGGGAAGGGCACCACCAACACCUUAUUUGCCGUUUAUUGCAAUACAAACUAACCUUUUUGUUUAAUCGUGGCGGUUGGAGCGCAAAUGAUGACUUGAAAAUAUCUUAGCUGAGUGUGGCAAAGUUUUAUAAAAAGAAAGAUUUCAAGAUGACUUUAUUUGUUCCAGUACUUUUCUGGUAUUUGCAUUUAUUUUAUGUGAGCAGGACAAUUUCUGCAGUUUCGGUGCCAAUACGUUACUUUAAUCCAGCCUUUGGACUCUAACCAAGCCAACUGUGUGUGUGUGUUAAACCGUCUCAAUGGGUUGCCUUUUUGUUGAUGACCGACUGGUGGUCCUUGUGCAGCUUCAUUGGACCAAAUGCACCAGAUUAAAAACGACACCGAUAGGCUGACUUUUGUCAUUUCCACACAUUCCUUCUGCAAUGUGACCGUCCAACAACAAACUGUGGCCAAAACACUCUUCACACGCACUAGCUGUAACACAAUUGCAGCGAUCGGUUUUACAGUUUUAAGAAGCACAGAGUGAGGUUAUUUUCAAUGGACUGUUGAUUCUUGUUGCAGACAGGACAGCUGCCCGUUUAUAAUCCACCUGUUCACUUUGACCGACUCUCGUUCGCUUUACCCGCGAGACAACGAGCGACUUUGAUGUUAAAUCACUGUCUGACCUGCGUUAAUAAAUGUCAGUGCUUCUGUUCAAUGGUUCACUUUGGAGUUUUUAUUUAAUAACAUGCACUCUGUGUUAGGGAUGCAACGAUUAACCGGUUUUGCUAUUAAAUAUUACAUUUAUUUAAUCGCAAAGGCUUCACUACACUGUGUGUUUUAGUCCUCUUUACUCGCUAUAAAAGGACAUAAAAUAGAACAGUGAUUCUCAAACUGUGGUAUGCGUACCACUCGUCAGAGCUCUGCCGCUCAUGGUACGCACGCUUCAUCUAGUGCAGGGUGUCCAAACCUUUUGACUAGGGGUCUGCAUUGAGCUUAAAAAAAUGUGGCCAGGGGCCGAAAGCGAACU